Messenger RNA from Rubroshorea leprosula, 582 nucleotides. The record is from the annotation of a GenBank genome assembly. Lineage: Eukaryota; Viridiplantae; Streptophyta; Magnoliopsida; Malvales; Dipterocarpaceae.
AAUUAUACUGUAUAUGAUAUCAAUAAUCAUAAAUUAAAGAUAAAAUGAAGCAAAAACAUCUCUACCCUGUUCGACAAGUCUUCUUCCAUUUUGUCUUGCAAUAUUUCCUUUUGGGCAGGAAUUUUAUCCUGCAAGAAACAAGAAAGAAAAGAUGGAUAUACAAAGGUGCAAAAAAUUCAAACCUUUGAAGUUUGCCAAGCCUUCCCUAAUUCUUCCUGCGAGGUUCCUUUCCUUAUGCCCUUCAUUUUUGAAAAUUCAUGAAAAAUGAAAGGUUUAGAAUUAAUUUCCAGUCUUGGGUGAUAUGGUUUAUUUUGGAUAUAUUGUUAAUUACCUCAAUCACUUGGACCCAUUUGAUAGUUUUUUGGGCAUUUUUAUUGGAUUAUAUUAGUGCUCAGUGUGGUGCAAAGUUAGCUAAAUAUGGGACUCUUGUUGUUUUCGAUUUUGGUUUCACUCAGUUAAAUGUUGGGUUUGAUCAUGAAGUUGGCUGCCAAUGCCAUAUUGAAGAGUUUGGUGCUAUGGUGCUGGUUGUAAUUGGGUUUUAUUUCAUAUUUAGCUUUCUAUCAACAAAUACCAAAAAGAUGG